AUGCCCUCCCAUCCCCAAGAUAGAACCCUUUCUCUCUCUCUCCGCUCCCUUGAGGAAUUCUGGUCGCACCAUGCCGCCCAACUCCACUGGCACAAGCCCCCUUCCGCCAGCCUGUGCCGGAGCAGCAAGACGCUUCCUGCCAGCGGCGUCACCCACGAGCACUGGUCCUGGUUCCCGGACGGCGAGAUCUCCACCACCUACAACUGCGUCGACAGACAUGUGCUCAGCGGGCAUGGAGACGACGUGGCCAUAAUCUACGAGUCGCCCGUGACGGGUGUGAGGGAACGGUAUACGUAUGCGCAGCUGCUGGACGAGGUCGAGGUGUUGGCCGGCGUGUUGAGGGAGGAGGGCAUUAGGAAGGGGGAUGUCGUGUUGAUUUAUAUGCCAAUGGUUCCUGCUGCUCUCUUCGCGGCGCUCGCCAUAGCUCGGCUCGGCGCCGUCCAUGCAGCCGUCUUUGGCGGGUUUGCGGCAACGUCAUUAGCUCAGCGCAUCGAGGCCUCGAAACCACGCGCAAUCAUGACCGCUUCCUGCGGCAUUGAGGGAACUAAGGGCGUAGUGGAUUACAAACCUUUGGUCGAGGGAGCCAUAGGCAAGAGCGCUUGGAAGCCACAGAAAAUCAUUGUCUGGCAGCGGGACCAGUUUCGUUGGAAACCCAUGUUGAAACUGGAGGGUCAGCGGAACUGGCAGCGGAUUGUGAAGAGUGGGAGGGCGAGGAAUAUCAGAGCUGCAGCUGUUCCCGUGAAAAGCAACGACAUGUUGUAUAUCAUUUAUACCAGCGGAACAACCGGCCUGCCGAAAGGUGUCAUCCGGGAAGCUGGUGGUCACGCCGUUGGCCUCAAUCUCUCCAUGAAAUACCUCUUCGACAUCAAAGGCCCCGGAGACGUCAUGUUCUGCGCCUCAGAUAUCGGUUGGGUAGUAGGGCACUCCUACAUUCUCUACGCACCACUCCUCGCCGGGGCCACUACAGUACUCUACGAGGGCAAACCCGUUGGCACGCCUGACGCGGGCAGCUUCUGGCGCAUAAUUGAAGAGCACAGGGUAAACACUUUCUUCACAGCGCCCACUGCGCUCCGAGCAAUCCGCAAAGAGGACCCAGAGGGCAGCUACUUCGAACAGGUCGGGAGCCGCGGCGGCCUGAAGCACCUGCGCGGCUUGUUCCUUGCUGGCGAAAGGAGCGAACCCAGCAUCAUCCGCGCCUAUCAGAGUUUGCUCAAUAAGUACGCCGCCCCCGGCGCUAUGGUUAUUGAUAACUGGUGGUCGUCGGAGUCCGGGUCGCCAAUGACAGGUCUCGCGCUGCGCAGUGGCAUUGGUUUGGAACAUGGAAGCAGAGACGUGCAUAAACCGUUCCCUGUCAAAGCCGGGUCGGCAGGCAAGCCGAUGCCGGGCUUCGACGUGCGCAUCGUCAAUGAUGAAGGGGAUGAGGUGCCGCGUGGCACGAUGGGGAAUAUCGUGUUGGCGAUGCCGUUGGCACCCACAGCGUUCACGACGCUAUUUAACGACGACGAGCGGUUCUAUAAGGGGUAUCUGAAGCGGUUUGGCGGGCGGUGGGUGGACACAGGGGACACGGGAAUGGUGGAUGAGGAGGGCUAUGUGCAUGUUAUGGCGCGGAGCGAUGAUAUUAUUAACGUGGCGGCGCAUCGGUUUAGUACUGGGGCAAUCGAACAAGCCAUCCUCUCCCACCCAGACAUCUCCGAGGCAAGCGUCGUCGGCAUCCCCGACGCUCUCAAGGGCCACCUCCCCUUCGCCUUCGUGCAACUUCGCAAAACCUCCUUCCCUUCCUCACCACCCCAUUCCCCAUCCCCAGGUUCUAUUCCCGCCACACCCCCGCAGGCCUUCUUCAAUUCCGUCAACGGCCUCGUCCGCGAGCAGAUCGGCGCCAUUGCGUCGUUGGGCGGUAUGAUCCAGAGCGGCGGUGAGGGCAAAGGCAUGAUUCCGAAGACGAGGAGCGGAAAGACGCUUCGGAGGGUUCUGAGGGAGCUUGUUGAGAAUGCGGUUGAGAAGGGGGACUUCGAGCGGGCGGUUAAUGUGCCCGCGACGGUGGAGGAUAUGGAGGUUGUGGAGAUUGCGAGGGCGAGGGUUAGGGAGUAUUUUAUGGAGAGGGAGGGGAGGGCGAAGAUGGAGGGGAGGGCGAAAUUGUGA
This is a messenger RNA of Histoplasma capsulatum G186AR, 2139 nucleotides long. RefSeq names its product AMP dependent synthetase and ligase. The record is from RefSeq and is a predicted model, not a curated record. The coding region runs from base 1 to 2139 and encodes 712 amino acids. Lineage: Eukaryota; Fungi; Ascomycota; Eurotiomycetes; Onygenales; Ajellomycetaceae. The transcript has 4 exons.